UUCUGGUUGAAGCGCAGAACCAGGUUUUCUCUUAUUCCGCUCUCGGAGUCAGAGAUAGAAAGUGUCUCAAAAGGAUCCAUUCCUUCCAUUUCUGAUUCAUUUCCUUCUCUUCAUAUUCAUCUUCCUCCGAUUUCAAUUCCCAUUUUCAAGUUCUUCUCAGUCGCCUCCGAUUGCACUCGUCAUCCAAGAUGCAUUCCAAUCACUUGCUUCUCGAGGAGCCUAUUCGCAUGGCCUCCAUCCUCGAGCCAUCCAAGGCUAGUUUCUUUCCUGCUAUGACGAAGAUCGUUGGAACUCUUGGUCCAAGGUCUCGAUCUGUUGAGUUGAUAUCUGGUUGUUUGAAGGCUGGAAUGUCGGUUGCUCGUUUCGACUUUUCUUGGGGUGACUCUGAAUAUCAUCAGGAGACUUUGGAAAAUUUGAAGGCGGCCGUGAAGAUCACUAAGAAGCUUUGCGCUGUAAUGCUGGAUACCGUGGGCCCUGAGUUGCAAGUACUGAAUAAAACUGAGAAGUCUAUUUCACUAAAGGAAGAUGCCGUAGUUGUCCUAACGCCCAAUCAAGAGCUUGAGGCAACUUCGGAUCUCUUGCCUAUUAACUUUACUGGACUUUCACAGGCUGUAAAGAAAGGAGACACCAUUUUUGUGGGUCAAUACCUUUUCACUGGAAGUGAAUCGACUUCUGUAUGGAUGGAGGUUUCUGAAGUCAAAGGCGAUGAUGUCGUUUGUACGGUUAAGAACUCUGCCACACUGUCCGGAUCACUGUUCACUUUACAUGGCUCUCAAAUUCAUAUUAACCUUCCGACACUUACGGAUAAGGAUAAGGAGGUUAUCUCUAGUUGGGGUGUGCAAAACAAAAUUGAUUUCCUCUCAUUGUCAUAUACCAGACAUGCAGAAGACGUUCGACAAGCUCGUGAAUUCCUUUCUAAAUUAGGUGACCUUAGCCAAACCCAAAUCUUUGCCAAAAUUGAAACUGUUGAGGGGUUAACCCAUUUUGAUGAGAUUCUACGCGAAGCAGAUGGUAUUAUUCUUUCCCGUGGGAAUUUGGGUAUAGAUCUCCCACCCGAGAAGGUGUUUUUAUUUCAAAAGGCUGCCCUUUACAAGUGUAACAUGGCUGGAAAGCCUGCUGUGGUUACUCGUGUCGUGGACAGUAUGACCAACAAUUUAAGGCCUACUCGUGCAGAAGCUACUGAUGUUGCAAAUGCUGUCCUUGAUGGAAGUGAUGCAAUUCUUCUGGGUGCUGAGACUUUGCGUGGACAGUAUCCCGUAGAGACGAUUUCAACUGUUGGUAGGAUUUGUGCCGAGUCCGAGAAGGUGUUCAAUCAAGAUUUGUAUUUCAAGAAGACUGUCAAAUUUGUUGGUGAACCUAUGACGCACUUGGAGUCCAUUGCUUCCUCAGCGGUUAGGGCUGCCAUUAAGGUGAAGGCUUCAGUUAUUAUUUGCUUCACUUCAUCUGGAAGAGCUGCAAGAUUAAUUGCUAAAUAUAGGCCCACGAUGCCAGUUAUAUCUGUAGUCAUUCCUAGGCUGAAGACAAAUCAGUUGAGGUGGAGCUUUAGUGGUGCAUUUGAGGCUAGGCAGUCAUUGAUAGUAAGAGGCCUCUUCCCCAUGCUUGCUGAUCCACGACAUCCUGCGGAGUCGACUAGCGCAACAAACGAGUCAGUUCUAAAGGUUGCUCUGGAUCACGGCAAAGCAUAUGGAGUAAUCAAGCCACAUGACCGAGUUGUUGUGUGCCAGAAGGUUGGGGAUGCAUCUGUGGUGAAGAUCAUCGAGCUGGAAGAUUGAACGAACGAACAAACUAAAUAGCCUUGCCCUUUCCAGAUAAAAAUUUUGAUUGACAGUUAUUCUGGUGCUGUCACCACCACCAUGAGGUAUUACUAUACAGACACUUGGUUUUUGGACAUUGAUUGAGGAGACAUGAUAAAAGUGGAAAAAGUGUAAAAUGACACUCAUAAAACACCUAUUUUUUGACUUUCCGAUUAGAAGCCAUGGCGAGUUCAUGGAAAAAAAUCCCAAUUCGCUUAGUUUUAUUUCUAUAUGCUAUUGCCAUUUGCAGCAGCAGCAGCAGCAGAGGAGCUGUUGUGAUAUUUCUAGUUUUUGAUCGUAUUCCUAUUUGCUGUUGUUGGAGGGGGGAGGCUUUUUCUUAUUUGUUUCCAGUUAAUUUAAUAAAUUAAACUCCCAAGAAUUUUCUAUUCCCUGAA
Messenger RNA from Cucurbita maxima (winter squash), 2188 nucleotides. Its product is annotated as pyruvate kinase 1, cytosolic-like. Gene Ontology annotation, cellular component: cytoplasm. Gene Ontology annotation, molecular function: magnesium ion binding; potassium ion binding; pyruvate kinase activity. NCBI's taxonomy places the organism in Eukaryota, Viridiplantae, Streptophyta, Magnoliopsida, Cucurbitales, Cucurbitaceae. The coding region runs from base 189 to 1772 and encodes 527 amino acids. Gene Ontology annotation, biological process: glycolytic process. The transcript has 16 exons. The record is from RefSeq and is a predicted model, not a curated record.